This is a messenger RNA of Exophiala xenobiotica, 2446 nucleotides long. RefSeq lists its product as uncharacterized. Lineage: Eukaryota; Fungi; Ascomycota; Eurotiomycetes; Chaetothyriales; Herpotrichiellaceae. The transcript is spliced from 2 exons. Gene Ontology annotation, molecular function: transmembrane transporter activity. The record is from RefSeq and is a predicted model, not a curated record. Gene Ontology annotation, biological process: transmembrane transport. Bases 463 to 2154 code for a protein of 563 amino acids. Gene Ontology annotation, cellular component: fungal-type vacuole membrane.
GCUCCAACCAAUUGUCGCCCUGCCCGCCAAUCGUUGCCUUGCAAAAUUUCCAGUCGACGUUAUCGUUAUCAGUUUGGUGGCUUCCUCGUUCCUUGAGCGAACAGCUGAAAUUUUCACAGCUUCGACCCUUAUCUCACAAGGGCAGAGCCCUAGAAGAGCUCGAGAGAGAGCUUCUUCACGCCUUGCCUCUCUGUCAACCAUCUUCAGCUUUCACUUACUUUCCGUUUGAGCCAUCACGCGGUGAUACCACCUACUCCGCACACACAUCGCAGAUUCCUUGGGCCAUCUGCAUCCACUAUUCGUUACUCAGAUCUGACGGGGCUCGAUUGGACGACCGAGUCUAGCACUCCGCAUUUUACUCGAAGGCACUUCCCCGCCUACGUAUUCGAAAAAGACUGUCACGGACUGUUUUCUCGUCUCGAGUGGAACACUCCCUGAUUGCGCCUCCAAGCGCCGGUCAUCAUGUCUCUGACGCGAGUGUCCUCCGUCGAUGGGUUCGAGCGAGAGAGGAGAGGCUCCAGCGUUUCUUCUCGGCGAAGGAUGAGUUUCAAUCCCUUCAGCGACCAGGCUCCACCUGCGCUGCACAGGAAACCCAGUGUGGUCUCUGUGGCUCUCCAGUUCGAAGAAGUCUCAAAGCAAAAGCGAUUGCUGCAGGUAAUAAUCGCAAUCGUAUACUGUCUUUUCGCUGCCGGUAUCGUCUUUGGCUACGCUGCCAUUAAACCAGUCCUCAUCGAUGAAGGUGUCUUUUCGGACCUUUGCACACCAGAAGAGGUGGAGAAGCACACGUCGCCAUGCUACCAACAAGAGAUCCGGUUGAAUUUGAUGUUCACAGUCGCAGCUGUAUCAACCAAUGUCGCAGCAUUGCCCAUCGGGACCAUCCUGGACAAGUACGGCCCUCGAGUGUGCGGAAUCAUCGGGAGUAUCCUCCUCGGUGUGGGCGCUUUGCUCUUCUCUUUUGCGACAAAGGUCAACGGUGACUUGUUCACUCCCGGCUACUUCUUCCUGGCAUUGGGCGGUCCUUUCGUCUUCAUCUCCUCCUUUCAGUUGUCAAACACCUUUCCUCAGAACUCAGGGUUGAUCCUAGCUCUUCUCACUGGCGCCUUCGACUCCUCUUCUGCGCUCUUCCUUGUCUUCCGCCUCGCGUACGAAGCUACAGGCGGCAAGCUCAACACGCAUCGCCUAUUCCUCGUCUACUUAGUCGUGCCUGUUUUCAUCUUCUUCGUUCAGGUCUUCAUCAUGCCUAAAGAUUCAUACAAGACUGUGAGUGAGGUCGUCAAAGACGCAGAAGAAGAGAUCAAUGCUCCGACACCGCCAGAAGCUUCCGAAGAUGAGGUUCAAAUCUACCGCGAGCGCAGGGAGAGUACAAUCGCCGAAGUCAACCUUUUGCUUGACAAGAGCACCAACACAAAACGGCAGAAGCGCGAAGACACCAAGAACAACAAGUCAGGUGUUUGGGGUGCCUUGCACGGUUACUCUGCCUUCGAGCAGAUCAAGACUCCGUGGUUCUGGCUCAUUACUCUGUUUACGGUUGUACAAAUGACCCGGAUCAACUACUUUGUGGCAACUAUCCGCCCGCAAGAGCGAUAUCUUCUUGGUUCCGAACGCAAAGCAAAGCUUGUCAACGACUUCUUCGAUGUCGCUUUGCCACUCGGCGGUGUGCUUAGCAUUCCGUUCAUCGGCACGCUGCUCGACCAUACCUCCACGCCUUUCGCGCUUGGCUUCCUCGUCGUCACGGCUACAAUAAUUGGGAUUUUGGGAUGCCUGCCCUACAUGUGGGCUGCCAUUGCCAACGUCUGCCUCUUCGUCGUUUAUCGGCCGUUCUAUUACACCACGGUAUCUGAUUACUCAGCCAAGGUUUUCGGUUUUCAAACCUUCGGCAAGGUGUACGGACUGAUCAUCUGUCUGGCUGGCCUCUUCAAUUUCCUUCAAUCGCCUCUCGAUGCUGCGACGCAUGUUAUUUUCAACCUAAACCCUAUCCCGGUGAACGUCAUCCUUAUGGGCCUUGCGGUGGUUGUUGGCAUCGCCUUAGUUACCUACACCUACGUUAAGAGCCGAAACAUGAAGCGCGAGCAUCUGGAGGACGAGGCUGAGGGUGCCACUGAGACGCUAAUGCCAAGUGCUAACGGCAACGGCUACGGCACUCAAGGACAGUGACGUGAUGAAUAUGCUGCCGUGGCCUUAUGGUCCGAGAUGCUGGUCAAAAAUUGGAUGCUUAUUUGCUAUUGCUCUAUAUCUCGUUCGCAAUAUUUUGUUUGUGUCUUUUGAGCAUGGCGCUGCAUUUACAAGGCUGUGUUGGGACUCUGAAAUUGAUAUCUGGGUGUUUGUUUUCGCGAGAAGAUUUGGCCGGGUCGUUGGCGCCCCUAUCGGAUAAGAUCAGACCAAAGCAGGAGCAUUGACGAUGAGUACUGUAUAUAGUCGAGAAUAAAAAUCGCCUACUGGAUGCGGU